ACCGUUUCACGGUGGGUAGCACCGAAGCGUGGAUGCCGCGCGUCCCGCCGCGGGCCCCCAGGAGCGCGGAGCCCCAGCGGCCGGGCGCGGCCGGGCGGGGGCGCCUCCGGGAGCCACUCGGCCGCCCACCCCGGCCGCCGCCGGGGGCAGCCUGGGGGCGCCGCCGCCGCGUGUGGCCGCGGGCGGCGGACAAAGGGCCAUGCGGGGCCGCGGGGCGCGGCGCGGGGCGCGCUGGAGCCGGGGUCUGCAGCGGCGGCGCUGAGCGCGGCCGGGCGGGGCGGGCCCGCCGCGAUGCCGUGGUUCCCGGUGAAGAAGAUCCGCAAACAGAUCAAGCUGCUGCUGCUGCUGUUGCUGCUCACCUGCGCCGCGUGGCUCACGUACGUGCACCUGAGCCUGGUGCGCCAGGGCCGCGCGCUGCGCCAGCGGCUGGGCUACGGCCGAGAUGGAGAGAAGCUAACUGGAGUGACAGAGGGCCGGGGCAUCCGGGCUGCACGGUCCACACAGAGAGCAGAGGACUCCAGCGAGAGCCGCGAGGAGGAACAGGCGGUAAGAAAGACCCAAACAUGCUCCUGCCCGGGAGGGCUGGAAGGCCCCCACACCUGAACCUCACCCAGCACGUGCCUCCGUGGCAGGAGGAGUACAAGGGGCAAGUGAACCUGCAUGUGUUUGAGGACUGGUGUGGGGGCGCCGUGGGCCACCUCCGGAGGAACCUGCACUUCCCGCUCUUCCCUCACACUCGAACCACCGUGAAGAAGCUGGCCGUGUCCCCCAAGUGGAAGAACUACGGACUCCGCAUUUUCGGCUUCAUCCACCCAGCGAGAGAUGGAGAUGUCCAGUUCUCUGUGGCUUCAGAUGACAACUCUGAAUUCUGGCUGAGCCCAAAUGAGAGCCCAGCAGGAGCCCAGCUAUUGGCCUUUGUAGGCAAGACUGGCUCUGAGUGGACAGCUCCUGGGGAGUUCACCAAGUUCAGCUCCCAGGUGUCCAAGCCCAAGCGGCUCAUGGCCUCCCGGAGGUACUACUUUGAACUACUACAUAAGCAGGACGACCGAGGCUCAGACCAUGUGGAAGUGGGGUGGCGAGCCUUCCUGCCCGGCCUGAAAUUCGAGGUCAUCGGCUCCUCUCACCUCUCUCUCUACACAGAUGAGUCAGCUCUAAAGAUGGAUCACGUGGCCCAUGUUCCCCAGUCUCCAGCCAGCCACGUGGCAGGGCAUCAGCCACAGGAGGAGCCCAGAGCCGACAUGCUGCGGCUAGACCCCCGAGACACCUUCUUCCUCACCCCCCGCGUGGAGCCCGCCAGUGUGGAAAGCGUGUUGGAGCCCUGUGCCUAUGCGCCCACCUACGUGGUCAAGGACUUCCCCAUUGCCAGAUACCAGGGGCUGCAGUUCGUAUACCUGUCCUUUGUGUACCCCAACGAUCACACACGCCUGACGCAUAUGGAGACUGACAACAAGUGCUUCUACCGGGAAUCACCUCUGUACCUGGAAAGGUUUGGGUUCUACAAAUACAUGAAGAUGGACCGGCCAGAUGGUGAGGACGAAGAGGAAGAGGUGCAGCGCCGUGCCUUCCUCUUCCUCAGCCCAGAUGACUUCUUGGAAGAGGAGAAUGAGCACGACCUGCUGGACAGUGUGGACCCCACCGGGGUGACGCCCGCACAGAGCAGCCGCUCUUCCAGUGCCCCCGCUGCCCCUGUGGAGGCCCACGCCACCUUCGCACCUCCAGCGUCCCCCAGCCUCCCGGCCGAGCAGGCCCCACGGCGCUCCAGGGCGCUGAACUGGGCCCCCCGGCCCCUGCCCCUCCUCCUGGGCCGCCCUCUACGACCCCGGAGCCCAAAGGUGUACGUGACGCGGGUCCGGCCCCAGGCCCCGCCUCCUCCGCGCCCGCCCUGGCCUCCCUUCCCUGGAGUCUUCGUGCGCCCUAGGCCCCUGCCCCGGGUGCCCCUGCGUGCACCUCCACGCCUACCUGGGGCCCGGGGACGCAGGACUGGCCGCCCCCCAGCCCCGGAGCUCAGGCCCCGGCCCCGGGCACCGACCCCCCACGGGCACCGGGCUGGCCUCCUGCCGCCCACUGCGGCCACCGUGAACUCGUCCAAGGUGCAGCCCGUGACCUCCUUCCUGAGCCUGUCGCAGGUGUCACGGCCAGGGGGGGAGGAAGAGGAGGAGGAGGAGGAGGAGGAAGAAGAAGGCGGCGAGGCCGCGGAGGACAGCGCGGAAGAGGCGGCGCCAGGGCCGGCGCGUGGCCGCUGGCGCGAGGAGGCCAUUGACUGGCAGCGCACCUUCAGCGUGGGCGCGCUGGACUUCGAGCUGCUGCGCUCGGACUGGAACGACCUGCGCUGCAACGUGUCCGGCAACCUGCAGCUGCCCGAGGCCGAGGCGGUGGACGUGGUGGCCCAGUACAUGGAGCGGCUCAACGUGCGCCACCCCGGGCGCUUUUCGCUCCUGCGCAUCGUGAACGUGGAGAAGCGCAGAGACUCCGCGCGCGGGAGUCGCUUCCUGCUGGAGCUGGAGCUGCAGGAGCGCGGGAGUGGCCGCCUGCGCCUGUCGGAGUACGUCUUCCUGCGCCUGCCGGGAGCGCGCACGGGGGACGUGGACGACGAGGAUGGCGAGAGCCCCGAGCCGGUGCCCGCCUCCUCCACGCGCCCCGACGGCCGCCCGGAGCUCUGCAGGCCUCUGCGCCUGGUCUGGCGCCAGGACGUGAUGGUGCAUUUCAUCGUGCCAGUGAAGAACCAGGCGCGCUGGGUGGUGCAGUUCCUGACGGACAUGGCUGCCCUGCACGCGCGCACCAGGGAUGCACGCUUCAGCGUCAUCCUGGUGGACUUUGAGAGCGAAGACAUGGACGUGGAGCGGGCCCUGAAGGCCGCGCGGCUGCCCAGGUACCAGUACCUCCGGCGAUCCGGAAACUUUGAGCGCUCUGCGGGGCUGCAAGCUGGUGUGGAUGCGGUGGAGGAUGCCAGCAGCAUCGUCUUCCUCUGUGACCUGCACAUCCACUUCCCCUCCAACAUCCUUGACUGCAUCCGCAAGCACUGCGUGGAAGGCAAACUGGCCUUUGCUCCGGUGGUCAUGCGCCUUGGCUGUGGGAGUUCACCACAGGACCCACACGGUUACUGGGAGGUGAAUGGUUUUGGCCUCUUCGGAAUCUACAAAUCAGAUCUGGACCGCGUUGGGGGCAUGAACACGGAGGAGUUUCGGGACCAAUGGGGUGGUGAGGACUGGGAACUCCUGGACAGGGUCCUGCAGGCAGGCCUGGAGGUGGAACGGCUACGGCUACGGCACUUCUACCACCACUUUCACUCCAAGAGGGGCAUGUGGGGGGCGCACAGCCGCAAAGGCCCACACACCCAGGGGCCCUGAAGAUGGAGGACCCUUUGGUGGCCCUCUACUGCAGUGGGCUCCACACCACGAUGGCCACCACCGUAUCUGCAUCUCUGUUCCCAUGGCCAGACUGGCUGGGAGGAGCCACUUCUUGGUGGGGUUGGGCGCACUCCCACCCCUACACUGUGUGGGGUUGGGCACUCUGCGAUGAUUUCUGUGAAAUUUUGCUGUAGAGAUGACAUUGUUUUCAGGGUUCCCAAACGUUCAGUCUGUUCUGUUUUUUAUUCAGAAUGAAAUGAAAUAUUUUUUUUAGUUCU
Messenger RNA from Sorex fumeus (smoky shrew), 3625 nucleotides. RefSeq names its product beta-1,4-N-acetyl-galactosaminyltransferase 4 (gene B4GALNT4). The record is from RefSeq and is a predicted model, not a curated record. Gene Ontology annotation, cellular component: Golgi cisterna membrane. Lineage: Eukaryota; Metazoa; Chordata; Mammalia; Eulipotyphla; Soricidae. The transcript has 20 exons. The coding region runs from base 33 to 3347 and encodes 1104 amino acids. Gene Ontology annotation, molecular function: acetylgalactosaminyltransferase activity.